GAGUCGCGUAGAUAUAGUAGUUGUCGGGAAAAAUUACACCGGCGCUCCUCUUGGAGAGUACAAUCAUACAAAGUUUUUAUGCAGUUCAAUUUUGUAUCCCCCUUUCUUGCAAGCAUUCUAUACCCAAGCAGUCAGCAAACAAAUAUUAUUUACCUUGAAGUUGAACUAUAGAUAACAAAAGGACAAUACUCGUACAUAACGCCAGACUUCCUAUGAGUUAUGCACUAGGGACAAUAUCACACGUAACAGUAUCUGUUACUGAGUAAAUGACACUCUGCCAAUCAAUCAACAGUAAAAACAUCUCAAAAGAGCGGUUUAAGUCACCAACAUAACGUGGGGAUUAGAUAACGAUGUAAACGUCUGCCUGACCAAUCGGACGCCCCGUCAGUAUUUACUUAGCAUGAAAUGGUGUAAAAGCGCUUUCUUGUCGCAGUUCUGGCUGUGUUCACGUCUAUGCCGACUGGCUGCCAAACUCCGGUUGUUGACUCUGUUGUCAAAGCGCUCUCACGUAUCGAGUGUUCUGUGUGCGCCUAAGUGAAACCGGAUGACGGCGCUAUUGUGUAUACUUGUGUAUUAUAUACUGUUGACAAUAUAGCCCCCCAGACUGGGCAUACUAGGCAUGGUGUAAGGACCUGGUAAGAUUUUACUGUUAUCUAUACAGAGGAUUUGUUAGUGUGUGUUCGUACAUGUCAACACCAGAAGGACAUCUGGACUUGGAGGAACUCGGUGCGUACGCGUUCAACUUCACGUUUUAAGCCUGGCCGUUUCAAGAGUUCAAGAACGGACCUUUCAUUGGCGGACUUCAACCCCACAGCUUAUGACAAAGACGUUAUGAACUUCCCUUCAGAAUCUUUUGUGACUACAACGUACAGGUCUUAGAAGAGUGUCGAAGACACAACAUGGCGUCUCCGAGGAAUAUAAGCUCCUACCGCUGUGUGAAAGACGGCUGGAAGACUCUAGAUCUUAGCAAUCAAAACCUGUUGGUCAUUCCUCCUGCUAUAUUCGAACAUAUUGACUUGGAGAGGUUAGAUCUUCAGGACAAUAACAUCUGCACGGCUGUAGUACCACGUGAGGCCGCUAACCUCGCUUCUCUAGUUAUCUUAGACUUGGGAAACAACACAAACCUGGGGCAUCUGCCUCGCCAGAUCGGGCUGCUAGCGAAACUCCGGGAGCUGAGAGUCCAGAGAUGUGGGAUUGAGAAACUGCCCGAGGAACUGUAUAACCUGCAGACGCUAGAGGUCCUCGUGGCCCCGGGAAACAAGAUAACCACGCUGAGUGAAGAUGUUGACAGGUUGUACAACCUGAAGGAAAUUUGGCUAGGAGAGAACGAGAUCGAGUCAUUACCGGGGACGCUAUGUAUGCUAUCAAGUUUGCAAACUUUAAGUCUGUUCAAGAAUAAGCUCUCGUCGCUGCCAUCGGGGAUAGCCAACCUACAGUCACUCAAGCUGCUCAGCAUCCAGAGUAACCGCUUCACGGCUCUGCCUGCCGAUAUCUGCAAACUGUGCAACCUGCAGGUGCUACACGUGGGGGAUAACGUCAUACACGAACUGCCGGACAACAUCACCAAGCUGACCAAACUCAGGGUGCUGAGCAUCAGCGCCUCGCACUUCAAGGUGUUCCCGGCCCAGGUGCUGCACCUGUGGGGGCUGGAGGAGCUGUACAUGGGGCGGUGGUCCGGGCCGGGACGCCGCUCCUUCGUACCCAAGGACAUCGCGAUGCUGAGGAACCUGAAGCGGCUGGCUGUGGAUGUGUGCGGGCUGGAGGCCCUGCCGGACGGGGUGGGCGCGCUCACGCAGCUGGAGUACCUCAGCCUGAGUUACAACCGGCUCUCGUACCUCCCGCCACAGAUCCUCACUCUCACCAACCUCAAGGUCCUCAAGCUGAAGAACAACGGCAUCACAAGCCUCCCCCCGGCCAUGCACAGGCUCGCCAACAUCGAACAGAUCGAUCUCACCGGUAACCCCCUGACGUACCCUCCCCCCAAGGUGCUGAAUGGGGGAGUUGCCGCCAUCAUGGCUUUCCUCACGGAGGAGGCAAGACUGGAGAGGAUCCGGAGGGAGAGAGAAGACCGGGAGUUCAGUCAACUGAUGAACGCGCUGUCCGCGGACGUGGAGCGGGCGGAGUGGCGGUGGCUCGGGCGGGAGCUGGGGCUGACGGACCUGGAGCUGCACGCCAUACAGGAGAACGCACAGGACAACCUCCAGGAGCAGACCUACAGGGUGCUGAUGACGUGGAGGGAGCAGGCGGGGGAGUGUGCGACACUGGACCGCCUUGUGGAGCACCUAAGGUCCAUCCGGCUGCACCACCUAGCGGAGACACUGCAGGACAUGAGGGAAUCGCGCCACCUAGCGAAUACACCUUGAGGGAAUCUCGCCACCUAGCGGAGACUCUUCAGGACAUGAGGGAAUCGCGCCAACUAGCGGAUACACCAUGAGGAAAUCUCGCCACCUAGCGGAGGCACUGCAGGACAUGAGGGAAUCGCGCCACCUAGCGGAUAACACCAUGAGGGAAACUCGUCGUCUAGCGGUGACACUAUGUAUUGCAUUACUAAGCACUUUCUAUCAGCAAAUAUGACACUGGCUACUUCGCGCCACCUAGCGGAUACACCAUGAGUGGAAACUCGUCGCCUAGCGGAGACACUACAGGAGAUGAGGGAAUCGUGCCACCUAGCGGAUUAGCUGAGGGCACGAGAGUUUACAACGACUGACACUAAAACAUUGCUUUAUAUUUUAUUAUGAUACCAAAGUCGGAGCCAUUGUGGAAAUGAAAGAACAGCGCCUUGUUUAUCAACUCCAGAUCUGACAUGAACUUUUGCCUAUACUUGUUUUUGUUUGUUGUUUCUUCUGUUUUCGCGCAAAACGAGUGACGAUCAUUUUCUCCCCUACAUGAUGAAGGAUGGGAGUGAAUUAUGUGCAAGAAUUCUUGAUAAGUACACUCGAGCUGCUAUAUCUUGAUUUGGGAUUAAGAAUUUACACAAUAAAGCCAUGUGUGAUACACAUCG
This is a messenger RNA of Branchiostoma floridae (Florida lancelet), 3001 nucleotides long. RefSeq names its product leucine-rich repeat and IQ domain-containing protein 4-like. Gene Ontology annotation, molecular function: protein binding. Bases 900 to 2363 code for a protein of 487 amino acids. Gene Ontology annotation, biological process: signal transduction. Lineage: Eukaryota; Metazoa; Chordata; Leptocardii; Amphioxiformes; Branchiostomatidae. The record is from RefSeq and is a predicted model, not a curated record. The transcript is spliced from 4 exons.